Messenger RNA from Didymodactylos carnosus, 744 nucleotides. Lineage: Eukaryota; Metazoa; Rotifera; Eurotatoria; Philodinida; Philodinidae. The record is from the annotation of a GenBank genome assembly.
AUGUACGUGAAGUACCCUAAAGCACCUGGUGCCGCGGAUAUAAUAAACAUUCUAAAAUUGAAAGGUGUUCCAAUACACACAUCAUAUAAUAUUAACGAUUUACUCAACUCCAAACAUGGUCCAUUUAAUAUUCUCAUAAUCCCUGGUGGAACCGCUAAGAAGCAACAAUCUGAUUUAACUGAGAAAGGCUGUGAAAUAAUAAAAUUCUUUGUGUCUUCAGGUGGUGGUUACGUUGGAUUUUGUGCUGGGGCAUAUCUAGCCUCAUUGCCUCCUAAACACAACUUAAAUCAAAAUUAUCCUGGUAUAGGCUUAAUAAAGACGGAAUAUCUGCUUCCAAACACAAAAAUGGAAUUAAAAGGAAAGAUUGAUUUACAAAUUAAUCAGCCAUCGUUAGCAAGAAAUCAUUCAAAGGUGAUUAAAAACAAUAAUGAUUAUAAUUCUAGUAAUGAUCAUUGUACUCUUAGUAUGAAUUAUCACAAUGGCGCUUUCUUUGAAAUUUCUGAUAAUAAAGAAAGCUCUAGCGAUGCAGAUAAUAAUGAAGAUAAUAAUGACAUCACAGUGAUUGGUCAUGUUACUGAGCUGUAUGGCAUCAAUUUGAGAACAAUGAUUGGUAAAGCCGCGAUAAUUAAAUCUUCCUAUGGUUGUGGCUCUGUGGUCUUGUGCGGUCCCCACCCUGAAACAACAGAAGGAUUGGAGCAAUUCACAUUCAACCUCAUAAUGGAAGCCGCUCCAAAACCAAAAUAA